Molecule: messenger RNA, 1958 nt
Organism: Hyaloscypha bicolor E
Lineage: Eukaryota; Fungi; Ascomycota; Leotiomycetes; Helotiales; Hyaloscyphaceae
Exons: 1
Coding region: 161-1735 (524 amino acids)
Molecular function (GO): acyltransferase activity, transferring groups other than amino-acyl groups
Source: RefSeq, a predicted model, not a curated record
CAAAAUCUGCAUAUUGAACAAGUGCAGCAUUUGAGCUAAGAAAGCUGUAUGUUUUCGACAUUGUACACGAUAUUCACAACUCGCAUUGCUUCGAACGCUAAGAAAUGCAUUUACCCAGCUUUUCAGCUCGGUCAAAUCGGGGGGUCCCGACAACGGGAAGAUGUUUCCCCGCUUACAGAACCCAGAACUGGGACACACAGCCGUAUCAGCACUGGCGCAUGCCAACAUGAGUUCAUAUAACCGCCAACCUCUGACAUCUCAGUCUCUCUCACCAACACCAAGGUCAAUCGACGGCAUCGAUUAUUGCCCUUCACUUACAAAUACAAAAAUUCCAAUACAUGAAUUCGCAAUGGAGCCCCUUCCCAUCACCUCCGCCAAGUUCAUCAGACGUCACGACCUCGACAACCUCCGCAGCUUCCUCAUAUUCUCCGUCAUAAUCCACCACACUACCAUAGCCUAUGGCGGCCACGGCCUCUGGCCCUUCCACUCUUCCUGCUUCCCUGCCACCGCGUCACCAGUGCUCCUCCCCUUCGAAGCGGUAGCCCAAAGCUGCGGUAUGGGCCUCUUCUUCUGGAUCUCAGGCCGCAUGUCCGCUCACUCCCUUUCUCGCUCACCACCCUUUCAAUUCGUGAGGAGGAAGGUGGUGAGAUUAGGCAUCCCAACGGUGGUCUACACGGUUCUUCUGAAUCCAUUGGUGUGGGGACUGGCUAUUAUGGUGAGGAAAUCGGAUGAGAAUGAGGUGGGAGAGGCUGAGGCGAACUGGAGGCAGUUGGUGGGGUAUUGGAGGGGAUUGAGAGGGGUUAAAGGGGUGGUUUGGUAUUGUGCUGUUUUAUUGAUUUUUGAUUGCGUUUCCGCGUUUUCAUUAUCCGUUUUCCGGUCUCGAAAGGCGAGGAUUGAGUUGAAGGAUGACGAGGAAAGAGAAAGGAGCAGUAGUUGGGCAGAAGUGAUUUACAGAUCUUUCAGGGCCUGGGGCUGGCUCCUCGUGGCUGCAAUCUCUUUUUUCGUUAGGAUCUGGUAUCCAGUCGGCAUCGUGCUUGAUCCAUUGUGUAUCCAGGUUGCCUAUUUACCGCAAUAUGUUUUUGCGUACACGAUGGGGGUUCUCUCUCUGGGGCAGGGAGAAGAGAGGUUCGCUGGGCCUUUUGAUCGUCCUCUCCCCUUCGCCCCGGAUAUUACUUCCACCUCGGCCCUGGGAACAGAAGUAAUUACACAGAGGAUCCAACCGAAGGCAAAAGAAAACCGCACAGCGAUCCCUCUACGUCGCGCAUUGGCAAUCUCCUUCCUUACGCUUCCCCUCUGCGGCAUCAUCCCAAAGCUCUGGGCCCGCUGCUCAGGGCACCCCCUCGAUCCCUCCUCCAACCCCACAGCAGGUGGCUUAAGCCCCUCAGCUCUCACCUACGCGUUCUGGAACGAAUUUUCGUUUAUCGUCCUUGGGCCGUCUGUCAUGUUUUACUUCCAAAAUCAUUACGAUCGACCUGCGACGAGCUGGUUGUGGCAACCGAGGUUCAGCUAUGGAAGUUAUUUGCUGCAUCCUUUGGUUAGUGUGGGUAUUGAGGUGGGUGUUGAUGGGUUAUUAUGUGGGGAGAACGGCUGGUGUGGAUCGAAUGCGGUGUGGUGGAGCCUAUUUGUAGGGCCACUUGUCUUCACGACCGUUGUGGGGUGUAUGAAUGCUAGUGUAGCAUUUGCGGUUGCGAGGGGCUUGGUAGGUUACGUGCCGGGGAUGAAGAAGAUUUUAUGAGAGUGUAUGAAUGGAAGAGAAAUUUUGCUACUAGACUCUAACGGGAAGAUUUUAGAGGCAACCCCAUCUCUUGAAGGGGUGAUGGCGGUGCAUGGGAUCUUGUGAUUGCAGAAGCGGCUUGGGCCUAGAGGGAGACCUGGAAUUGGAAAACAUUUUUUUCCACAAGGAAAGAAAGACAGAGUGACAAGGUUAAAGAAGAUAGUGGACCGACUCUGAUCUCGCC